Messenger RNA from Fonsecaea pedrosoi CBS 271.37, 3000 nucleotides. RefSeq lists its product as uncharacterized. NCBI's taxonomy places the organism in Eukaryota, Fungi, Ascomycota, Eurotiomycetes, Chaetothyriales, Herpotrichiellaceae. The transcript has a single exon. Gene Ontology annotation, molecular function: RNA binding; ATP binding. The coding region runs from base 1 to 3000 and encodes 999 amino acids. The record is from RefSeq and is a predicted model, not a curated record. Gene Ontology annotation, cellular component: intracellular anatomical structure.
AUGAGACUGGCUCACACGCACGGGCUCAAGCUCGAUGAAGUCGUUCUCAAACCGUCGCCAAAACAGUCCAACUCCUCUACGGUUCCUGCUGUUCCAUUGAAAAGUGAUGAAAGACUCGGUUCCAAGAUGAAAAAUAAUCUUGAGCUAGCAAGACAGCAAGGCAGGAUGAAGGAGACUCUUCGAUCGAGGCAAGCAUUACCUCUGAUGGCUGAGGGGACGCCGCAAGCGCUGCUGAAAGCGGUUGAAGACAAUGAUGUGGUGAUUAUCUUGGCCAAAACAGGGUCUGGGAAGACGACGCAAGUCCCUCAGAUCAUUCUCGAUGACAGAAUAAUGUCUAGAAAAGGUCCUUGUACAAACAUUGUUUGCACCCAACCCCGGCGGAUGGCGGCGACCUCUGUGGCUCACAGAGUGGCUCAUGAGCGCCAUGAUACCAUGAGAAAUAGCGUUGGCUACCACAUUCGCAACGAUAACUGGUCUCCGAGUCCAUCCGGUAGCAUAACAUAUUGUACGACAGGGAUCCUACUCAAUCGCCUCAUAGCCAAUCCACAAGCAACCUUGUCAUCCCAUUCACACAUCAUUGUUGACGAGGUCCACGAACGCGAUAUCCAGAUCGAUCUUGUCCUCUCGCUUCUGCGAAAGACUAUCCGGGCUAGAAAGAUGGCACAGGAGAGCUUCCCCAAGGUCAUCCUGAUGAGUGCUACUAUCGACCCGACGACCUUUGUCGACUAUUUCAAGCAACCAGCCGAGGACGGUACUACGCUCAAUGUCGAUAGCCUUGACGUAGAAGGCAGGCGUGCGUAUGUCGAAGCCCACUAUCUGCCGGAAAUCCUCUCAGAAUUGUCUCAAGAGGGGGACCUACAUCCCUCUAUACGCCAGUUGAUCCAGGGUGGUCACAAGCAAUCCAGCGCACAGCACAUUGAACAUGAGCUGCAUUUUUCUGCCAGGCAAACGAAGCUGGCAUCAUCGCAUUCAGGCGCACUUAGUCCUGACGAGGAAUUGCCGCUGCCAAGUGCUCCUUAUGAGAUUGACUCUCCUGGGAUCACCGGUCCAAUGCGCGUGGGCCUAGCUGUCUCCGUUAUAGUCCAUAUCGCGAAGACCAAGCCUGAUGGCGAUGUAUUGGUGUUCUUUCCGGGUUCAACAGACAUGGAAAAAGUCGAGCUUCUUCUGACUAGUGGCCGCUUUGCUUGCCUGGGACUUGACUUCCAAGAUCCGAAUAAGUUCCGGUUAUUCAAACUUCACUCUCGGCGCCGGGAAACGAAUGAUCAGGUCUUUGAACCUGUUCCAGAAGGCUGUCGGAGAAUCAUAUUGACGACGAAUAUUGCAGAGACCUCGAUCACACUUCCAGACGUCGUCUAUGUUAUCGACACUGGUAAGGAGCGGAACAGUCUCUUUGACCCUUCGACCCUGGCUCGGAGCCUGCCGUAUGCUUGGAUCAGCAAGACCAGCUCAAUUCAAAGACGCGGUCGCGCUGGACGGGUUCGAAACGGUCAUUAUUAUGCUCUGUUCUCAAAAGAACGCCACGACUCGCUUCGACCAAUGCAACGUCCCAAGAUCGAGCAGUCCGAUCUUGCGGAAUUGGCGUUACAGUUUAAAGCUUUCCCCCAAACUGUUGAUGCCGAGAGUCUCCUCCUCGACACCAUAGAUCCACCCGCAUCGGAAUCAGUUGCGAGCGCUAUCAGACAGUUGCAGAGUCUAGGCGCGUUGACUGAUAAAGGGGAUAUCACAGACCUAGGCAGAUUAUUGUGGCGCUUGGGGGUGCAUCCAGCGCUUGGAAAAGGCGUUCUCUUAGGAUCACUGUUCGGAUGUCUGGAGCCUAUGCUGAUUAUCGCCUGUCACGAUCCUGAAGCUCCGCUGGUAUCCAAUCUAGAACUGAGUAUCGACAAACUCAGAGCCGAGAAACAAAAAUAUCUCCCAGAGUUCGAGACUGACUUUGCUUGGAUCAUCGAGGCCUUCAAAGAGUACCAUGAAGCCAGCCUGGCCGGCGACGAAAACCUCAUGCAGGAGUUACGCGACACAAAGUUUAUCCGCCACCGCUCUUACCAGGAUAUGAUGAUGACAAGCAAAGGGAUUCACGAAGCUCUGGCGGAAGUUGGAUUUGUUUCACCUCCACAGCCAGGCAGAACCCUUUUCGAAUCGCUUCCUCACUCUUUAAAUGUCAACAGCAACAACAUGAUCCUUGUCAAGGCUCUGCUAAUCAAUACUGUCAGUGCUGAACUAGCCGCCUGGCGAGGUGCGACUAGUUUCAAAGGCCGACAAUAUGGUUGGUCGACUGACAGUCGCGAUCUCAAAGGCAUGAUAUCGAAACACGGGGUGAAUGAGGCAACCAAUCGGCGGGACCGACGCAAGAAGAAACAUUACCGUAGCCACGGUCGCCUGAUGGCAUACACAUGGAAACAAGCAGGGCUCGAUGGACCCGACGAUGUCGUGUGGCUCGAACAGGGUUCCAUGGUGACACCGCUCAUGGCCAUCUUGUUCUGUCGGAGUCUCAAGCUGCAAAAGGAUCAGGUACUGGAACUCAAUGAGUGGCUUCGGCUCCGUAUCUUGACACCUGAUGAUGUUCCGCCAGAGAUUUCGGAGCAAGCGGCGGCUAUUCUGGUGGAAUUGAGGAAAACGGUUGAUCGAUUCAUCAAUUCCGCAUGGCUAGAGCUUGAAAAGCUGGAUCGGCCUCGAGGGCAACGCGACUCUGAGAGUCAAGGGCAAGCUACCACGUCUAGUGGCUUGGGUCUCGAGCUGAGAAAUGUCAUGGUCGAAGCAGUCGUGAAAAUGCUUGACGCCGAUGAGGCGUAUUGGAAGGAGUGGCGUGAACAGCGUCGAGUGGAGAUUGCUUUGGAUGUCGAACAGCGCCAGAGGGAGCAAGAAGAGGCAGAUGCAGAAGCACCUGAGACGCAAGAGAUGGACUGGGGAUCCGAGGAAGAGCAAGAGGAAAAGCUCAAGCCCGAUGCCGAGGGCGGCUCCAAGAACACUGCUGGUGUCCCAGGAUACGAAAGGGCAUCGGCAUGA